Messenger RNA from Ostreobium quekettii, 584 nucleotides. Lineage: Eukaryota; Viridiplantae; Chlorophyta; Ulvophyceae; Bryopsidales; Ostreobiaceae. The record is from the annotation of a GenBank genome assembly.
AUGCCCAGCCGGCCGUACCCGUGUCCGGCCAGCGAGGGCUGGCAGGAGAGAGUCGUCACAAAGACAGCCUGGGCAGGUGUUGGCGGAGCCACCCUUGGAGCUUGGCUUUCGGUCCUUCGAAAUGGGUCGACUACGACGUACAUACUGGGUACGGGCGGCAGCUUUUUGAUGGCCAUGGCGUGCUUCACUGCCCUACAGGAGAGCGUCCGCUUCUUGAGGUGUGAGGACAGCCCAGUCAACAGCUGGUUGGCAGGCACUGGCGCUGGAUAUGCUCUAACGGCGGCACAUCAGGGCCGAACAAAGGGAGUCUUGGGUGGCUGCCUUUGGGGUGUGGCUGCAGCCACGUGCCAUGUCCUGUCAGAUCGUUGGGACCCUGGAACUCGCUUCAAAAGGACGUUGGCCAGUCUUGAUCUGCUGGAUAUUCCACAAGACCAGUUAUCCCAUCAACUUGAAGGCAGCAAACUCUCAGAAGAAGCAGAUGGUGGCUGGCUUAGUGGAUGGCAGCAAUGGAUGCCGAUUCAGAAGAUGACUGAUGAGGAAUACAAACGUUAUCGUGACAGGAAAGAGCGCGAGCUGCAGCAGAA